CAAGUGUCUUCAUUCAUCAGAGGCUCAUUGCCUCAGCAAGAAGAUAGACAGGUGGUGCAGAGCUCCUGCCCGGAUUGAUUGGAAAGGGGAGAAAACCUGUUUGUGCAUAACAUGAAUGCCCAGUGCCUACAGAAGCCAGGAGAGGACAAUGGAUCCCCCGGAACUGGAGCUGUGCAUUGCUGUAAAAUGCUCCAAGAUCCCUCCUCUGCUAAACUUUACUUCUGCUAUGUAGUGAUCAUGGUCCUCACUGUAGCUGUAGUUGCUCUUUCUGUUGCAUUCUCAGUGAGAACGACUGAACAGAUCUCAAGCAAAAUUAAUACCUGUGCUGCUUCCCCAAACAACUGGACACUAUUUGAAAAAAAAUGUUUUUAUUUUUCUGAAAACUCAAGUGACUGGACAUCCUGUCAGAACUUCUGCAGGGAACAAGGUGCCCAACUAGCUCGAUUUGACAACCCAGAGGAGCUGAAGUUCCUAAUGAGAUACAAAGGAGAUUUUAAUUACUGGAUCGGCCUGCACAGAGAGUCGUCAGCGCACCCUUGGAGGUGGCCAGACAACACUGAGUAUAACAACACGUUUCCCAUCCGAGGAGAUGGAAUUCAUGGUUUCCUGAGUGACAAUGGGAUCAGCAGUAGCAGGGACUACAUUAAAAGGAAGUGUAUUUGUAGCAAGUCCAUCGACACCUUACAGAGCCAGUAGACCUGUACCUGGGAAGAGAGCAUAUCACAGCACAUCCUGAGGAACACAGCAUGUUAUCUACUGUUGCAGCCUCAUUAUGAUCUACUAAAAUUAUCAUCAAAAUCCAUGCAUAACGCAUGGUGACAUCAACGAUGACAACUCUCCUUGAGGACUUUUCAUGUGUGUGCUUGGGAGAUCAUUAAUUUAAUUCUAAAUUAAAUAGGCAUUUGAGUGGUAUUGAUACCUUAAAUAAACUAAAUCACA
Messenger RNA from Apodemus sylvaticus (European woodmouse), 939 nucleotides. Its product is annotated as C-type lectin domain family 2 member G-like. Gene Ontology annotation, cellular component: external side of plasma membrane. NCBI's taxonomy places the organism in Eukaryota, Metazoa, Chordata, Mammalia, Rodentia, Muridae. The transcript has 6 exons. The record is from RefSeq and is a predicted model, not a curated record. Bases 112 to 696 code for a protein of 194 amino acids.